AUGUCUGCAACUCAGUUACUCAAUCCCAAGGCCGAGUCGAGGCGGAGGGCGGAAGCCUUGAGGGUCAAUAUUAGUGCUGGUGAAGGUCUCCAGGAUGUUCUUAAAUCUAACCUGGGCCCCUCCGGGACAUUGAAGAUGUUGGUGGACGGUGCCGGCGGAAUCAAAUUGACUAAGGAUGGGAAUGUGCUAUUGCGAGAGAUGCAAAUCCAAAACCCAACCGCCGUCAUGAUUGCCCGAGCUGCGACAGCACAGGAUGAUAUCACUGGUGAUGGAACAACUUCCGUGGUGUUGUUGGUGGGAGAACUUCUGAAGCAGGCAGACCGUUACAUUUCCGAGGGAUUGCACCCUAGAGUAAUCACAGAUGGAUAUGAGAUCGCGAAGAACGAGGCUCUUAAGUUCCUUGAUCAGUUUAAGAUUGAGCGUGCAAUCGACCGUGAGCUGUUGCUGUCUGUCGCUCGGACUUCGCUCAGUACGAAAUUGAACAGUGCACUUGCCGAGAAGCUUACCCCCGACAUCGUCGAUGCCGUUCUCGCUAUCCACAGAGCUCCCGAGAAGCCAGAUCUGCACAUGGUUGAGAUCAUGACCAUGCAACACCGCACAUCUUCUGACACUCAACUCAUCCGUGGUCUUGCCCUGGACCACGGUGCAAGACACCCUGAUAUGCCUAAGAGGGUUGAAAAUGCUUUCAUCCUCACCUUGAACGUCAGUUUGGAGUAUGAGAAGUCAGAGAUUAACUCCGGUUUCUACUACUCUUCUGCUGAACAAAGAGAUAAAUUGGUGGAGAGUGAGCGCAAGUUUGUGGACUCCAAACUGCAGAAGAUUGUGGAGCUCAAGAAGCAGGUUUGCGGCCUGGAUCCGAAGAAGAACUUCGUUGUCAUCAACCAGAAGGGUAUCGAUCCCCUGAGCUUGGAUGUCCUUAGCAAGAACGGUAUCCUUGCCCUUCGGAGAGCUAAGCGGAGAAACAUGGAGCGUCUCCAGUUGAUCUGCGGUGGUGUCGCCCAGAACAGUGUAGAGGAUUUAACGCCUGACGUUCUCGGAUGGGCCGGUCUUGUUUACGAACACCAGCUCGGGGAAGAGAAGUAUACUUUCGUCGAAGAAGUUAAGGACCCCAAGUCCGUCACCAUCCUCAUCAAGGGACCCAACCAGCAUACCAUCGCUCAGGUUAAGGAUGCCGUCCGUGAUGGCCUGCGGUCUGUGUACAACUCUAUCGUCGAUGGCUGCGUCAUCCCCGGCGCUGGUGCGUUUCAAGUUGCCUGUGCCGCUCAUCUGUCGUCCGAGAACUUCCGCAAGACUGUGAAGGGUAAGGCUAAGUGGGGUGUCGCCGCCUUUGCGGAUGCCCUUUUGGUCAUUCCCAAGACGCUUGCGGCCAACUCAGGUCACGACAUUCAAGACUCUUUGGCAGCCCUGCAAGAUGAGCGGACAGACGGCAACAUUGUUGGUUUGGAUUUAACUACUGGCGAGCCGAUGGACCCCGUGCAGGAGGGUGUCUUCGAUUCCUUCCGUGUCUUGCGCAACUGCGUCGCAUCAAGCACUGGUAUCGCUUCGAACUUGCUUCUGUGCGACGAGCUGCUGAAGGCCAGGCAGAUGGGUAAGCAGGGAGGACCAGGUGGUAUGGAUGAGUAA
Aspergillus bombycis is the source of this 1623-nucleotide messenger RNA. Its product is annotated as chaperonin-containing T-complex subunit CCT6. Gene Ontology annotation, cellular component: chaperonin-containing T-complex. Gene Ontology annotation, molecular function: ATP hydrolysis activity; ATP-dependent protein folding chaperone; ATP binding. The record is from RefSeq and is a predicted model, not a curated record. NCBI's taxonomy places the organism in Eukaryota, Fungi, Ascomycota, Eurotiomycetes, Eurotiales, Aspergillaceae. The transcript is spliced from 7 exons. Bases 1 to 1623 code for a protein of 540 amino acids. Gene Ontology annotation, biological process: protein folding.